This is a messenger RNA of Symbiodinium natans, 3810 nucleotides long. The record is from the annotation of a GenBank genome assembly. Lineage: Eukaryota; Dinophyceae; Suessiales; Symbiodiniaceae.
AUGAACCUUCUCACACGGGAGCCAGGUGAGACUCGACCGCUGGGGCCAUUGGACGAGUACAGUUUUCAGGAUUGUGAGUUGGCGGAUUUCUUUGUUUUUGGGAGCUCACGUGUACAGUCGCAUCUGGCUCAGAUGAUCUUGCUCUCGAAGGAUGCUGUUGAGUGUGUUCUUGACACGUUCGAAGGGGAGCGAGUGAUAGGGGUACAGUUCGUGGCAACGGCUUCCAAAGUCAAACGAUGGAUUUUCUCGAUUCACCUUCCUCACAGUGACAACGAUGAGGACACUUUCGCAGUGGCCCUCGCAGAACUUAGUACAGUGUGCCAUCGACAUCAAUCUGGUCAGGUUGUAAUCCUUGGGGACUUCAACGUUGAGAGAGAAAGUCAUAGAGCUUUUCUUCUUGACGACGUGCUGGGUCGCUUUGGGUACAAAACCUUCAGAGGUGGAGUGGCUACGCGCUUUGGCCGAAAUGGCUCUUCCGAAUUGGAUUUUGCAUGUGUUAGUCGGAAACUAAAUGCUAUGAUUAGGCGGAUUCCUCAAGCUGCUCGCUUGAUCGUUCAUUCACAGUCCAGACUGGAUAUAGGAUCAGAUCAUGAACGUAUCACCCUUGAACUCGCACUGGGAGAUAAGAUUCCGAGACGAGCUCGAAGGCGUCCCAACAAGGGAAGGUGUGGCAGAUGGAGCGUGGGUUUGAACCUCAACGAACAUGUCAGCCAGCUUCAGACAGUUUUCUCCGAGAUGUCACUGGUGGGUAAGUGGGAGGCCCUCAAAGAGACCCAGGUUGCUUGUUGCUAUAGAACUCCCACUUACAAGUUCAAAGAUAGUCCUCAACUAAAGCAGAUGUGCAAAGAUAGGACGCAGUGCCAAGAUCCAGACACCAAACUUCUGCUGACACGUGGUAUCCUCGCCAAGCGACGAGCAGAGAAGAUUGAGUGGCUUCGGGACCUAGAAGAGCGUUCGUCUCGUGGUGAAGCUGGGGCUAUCCGUUAUCUUCGAGGUCGCAGUAAGGUUUACAACAACAUGGAUGGUAUGGCCAGGGAGUGUGGUGGGGUUGAUGAAGCAGCAAGGGCCAUACAAGAACACUUCGAUCUUCUCUUUAAUCCCACAGUUUCGGAUGAGCACAAGCAAACCGUUGCGGAAGUGAUGAGUGCGCUUCAGUUGAGCUCUGGAGAGUUUGCAGUGAAAUUGUUCACUAAAGAGGAAAUUGACAAGGGUGUUGCUCGGUUGAAGCCUGGAAAGUCCACAGGCAUGAGUGGGGUGUCAAGCGAGUUGCUUACAGCUAUGUGGACAAUACCUCAAGGACAGUGCAUUCUAACUGAUUUCUUGAAUGACAUGCUCCAGAGCUCGGAAGUGCCUGCAGAAGUUCAUCGUGCCUUUGUUGUGCUGCUGCCAAAGGUGAGGGAUGUUCUUAGACCAUUGGACAUUCGUCCUAUUUGUUUAGUUGAGGUUACGAAUAAGCUAUUCAGCUUUCUACUUUUGCAACGUUUGGUGGACUCUUGGCCUGUCCCCAAUUGUCAGUUUGGCGCAGUAAGUGGAGGGCAGGUUUUGGACGCUUUGGCGGCAGCGCAUUGGCAAACCGGCGCAGAGGCUAUGAGGCAGCGGCGUUCAGUGUGGAUAAAUGCGGAUAUCCAGAGCGCUUUUGAUUCACUAAAUCAUUCCACUAUUGCGCAGUAUCUGCAGGAGCAUUGUCCACCGCAUUUAUCCCGUGAAACGCUCCAACUUCUUCGUAUAGUGUGCAGCCCUGUCAUGAAGUUCUCUUGGAAGGGCACAGACUGGGAGACCUUGCAAGGCCAAGGAGUCCAGCAAGGACACACCCAUAGCCCCAUAAUAUUUGCAUACAUCAUCGGCCACUACGUGCAAACUGAGUUCGAGAGGUGGAGGGUUGGGGGUUCUUCUUCCAGCACUGGGGACUGGGGAUGGCUGUUUAUUGACGACCUCCUGUUACACUUCGAUGACUGGCAUACAGCCUCCACCCUAACCCCUUUGAUGCAAAAGGCAUUGGCCUCCCUGGGCUUGCGACUGAAUCUUCGAAAAACCGAGUUACUCGGGCACGAGGAAGCGUUGCAGGAAGGUAGGCGACUCUGCCUUCCUGAGGAUCAUUUGCUGCGUCAGAUCUCCUGGAAAACCAGCACACAGUAUCUGCGCAAACCGCUCAGAUUCCUUGAGGUUGGAGAGUCAACCUUUCAGCUCUUGUUUCCAUCCCUCAAGCGAGCAGUCUACGUGGGAAUGGAAAGCAUGAAAUCCGUCUUCAAGAGCCUGUUUUGGAGAGAAGCUGAACUCGCUUUCAAGUUGGUAAACCGCUAUGUGGGUUCCAAAUGGUUCUGGUUUGGGCCUUUACUUAUCCCGAUACAGACUCAUGUGCAGGAAGUUCAGACGUUGCAGGUGUCGGUCAUGACAUCGGUUCUAAAGCUCUUCAUUCCAGAAACUGUCAAGCGAGACGCGGCUAUGUCCUUACACCGUUUGAGAAGGCGAGCGCUGUUGGUGUUUCUGGGGCGAAAUAGGCAGGUUUCCUGGGCGCACAUUUGGCGAAUGAGAAUCUGGGGAUACUUUGGCCAUGUAUUGCGGAGGCAUGACACUCAUCCCACUAAGCGAAUCCUUCUAGGUCAGGACAACUUGCAAAGGCCGCAGGGGGGUGUAGCGAAUACUCCGCUUCGGUGGAUACGGAGCUCAGUGGCCAAGGCCUUCUCGGUUGAACCAACUGUUGAGCAGUUGCUGAUUUGCGCAGCCGAUAGAGAGCAGUGGAGAAUCCAGGGAAGUCAGUACAUUGUAGCAAUGGGAGACAGUGAGUCCCAUUCCCACCUAGCGCAAAGCACUUGGAGUCACUGGCAGUAUUCAGUUCUGCAAUUGGUUCCUUGGCUUUUUCCCUGCUCGAUGGUCUCAGUCGACGGACGAACAUCGCUUAUUUGGAUUGAUGAGUGUGAGGGCUUUCAACAGUGGGACCUUGAAGAUGUCAGCUUCGAGGACCUUUGGACCUUUGUGACUCGAGUUCGUAUGCAGAGUGAUGCUUGGGUGUUCAUGAUCCAUGUUUCCACGGAGAUGUACGAGGCGCAUGCAGUUAUGUGGGGUCGGUUGGCUGAGGAGUGUGUGACAAACUUUCACCAAAUUGUGCUACUUGACAUUUUAGAUGAUGUCACUAUGGAACGGGUGACGAGCAAGUUCCUUCAGAGGAAAGAUCUGACGCCAAGGCAGGUCAAUGCUUCGCUUUUGGGCGCCUUUUUGCUUGCGCCUGCGUUCAUCCUCAUCCAGAAGGCCUACUACGACACGCUGAUCGAUUACCUCAACCUAUCUCUGCUGUCGCCGACAAAGUUCACCUGGGACUACACAGAGGUCGUAGCGCGCCCGAAGGAGGUCCUCGAUGAAGCCGGCGGUGCACUGAAGUGGCCCGAGCUGAGGAAGCUUCUCCUGGAACGCUGUUCGGCCAUGGGUCUCCGUGCGCAGCAUCUGCCCCUGCGCGUGCUGGCCAGUAUUCCGGAGCCCUUCCUCAACGACAAGGAUGCCUGGGUGCGUCGUCCGCGGGCUAGGGAUAGAUCGGCUAGCAAGCUCGCCCCUUGUGACAGCCAAGCCCUGCUCAGCAAGGAGCUGAGAAGGGCGCAGGCGAGAUUGCUGGUGGUCUACUUUACUUCGCGCAUGUGUGGGCCUUGCCAGCAGCUGAAGCCCGAGGUGCACCAGCUCGCAAGCGAACUGCCCGAGAUCACAUUCCUGGAGGUGGAUGUUGAGGAAAACGCGGCCAUCGCCGACAAGUACCGGGUGGAUGCGGUUCCCACUUUCCUGUUCUUCAGAAAUCAGGCUGGUUCGGGGCCGGGGAGGUUGUAG